GAGAGAGAGAGAGAGAGAGAGAGAGAGAGAGAGAGAGAGAGAGAGAACACAGGAAGAGAAUUUUGACAAACUGUCUGCUGAAGUGAUGGGAUUUUAGUGCUACAGAACAUACACGAGUUACACAAUGUUUUAAAUGUAAGCGCGGACGAACCAGAAAGGUUUAAACACACACACACACACACACACACACACACACACACACACACACACACACACACACACACACACACACACACACACACACACACACACACGCACGCACGCACCCUGAAGUUACCGUGAGGACUUUGCACUGAGCAGAGAGAGGAGUGCGAUGUCCCGACAGAGCUGGGGGUUCUCCUCUUUACGUCUAAAGAGUAAACGGACGACAGAGGACACAGAUGCGUUUCAGAGGAGAGGGAGACUCUUUUCUUCUCUUAGGGAGGAUCGCAGACAGAAACUGUCCAGCGUUUCUGAAGAUGGCGGUGCUGCUGAAGGAGGAAAGCAAAACAUCUCAAUUGAGAAUGAAACAGAGAUAACUAAAGGUACCGUUUUCCAAGGUGAAGAUGAGGAGCAGGAUAAAGGAGCGAUGAAGAGGCUGAGCACCAUGUGGAUGUCUGUUAAGGGCAAAAUGAGCCGAGACAGAGGUCUUAAGGAGCCCGAGUCACCACUGAGCCCAGACGCAGCUCCUGUGGAUGAGCAGCAGAGGGAAUUUCGCUACGCCAGCGGACAGUUCUUCUUUGAGUACCUGGUGGUGGUCAGUCUUAAAAAAAACAAAAACGGAACCUAUGAGCCACAAAUAUCAUACCAGUUCCCUAAGAGGGAUGGUUUGGUGCGUUUUCAGAAAGAGGAAGAGGAGAAGACGCUGAAGGCCAUCACACUCUUUUGUUUUCCAGAAGGCAUUAAUUGGGCUCCACUGACAGAAUAUUCCAGUGAGACGUUCUCCUUUGUCCUGACUGAAGUGGACGGCAGCAGGAGGAACGGUUACUGCCGCAGGCUGCUGCCUCAUGGAAAUGGCGCUCGUCCACCCGAGGCGUACUGCAUCAUCAGUAAAGUGGCCUGUUUCGGUCUUUUCUCAAAGAUCUUUGACGAGGUGGAGAAGCGGCGUCAGAUCGCCAUGGCGAUGAUCUACCCGUUCAUGCAGAGUCUGCGUGAGGCUCCUUUUCCUGCUCCAGGAAACACUGUGCAGAUCAAGAGCUUCAUCCCUGACUCUGGCACUGAGAUCAUCAGUCUGACACGCCCCACAGACUCGUGGCUGGAACAUGUUGAUUUCCGCACGUUGUUCCGUUGUUUAUCGGAUGAAGAAGUGCUGCAGGUUUUUGCUGCUACAGUGUUGGAGCGCAGAAUUGUUUUCCUUGCUGAGGAGCUGGGGACGUUGUCUCAGGUGAUCCACGCUGUCUCUGUCCUCCUCCAUCCCUUCAUCUGGCAGCACACACUUAUCCCCAUUGUGCCCCAGAUCCUGAUUGACGUUGUCAUGGCGCCCACUCCAUACCUGCUGGGGGUUCAGAAGCGCUUGGCUGAUGAGGCCAUCGAUCAGGGGGAUAUGCUGGUUGUUGAUUUGUCAGAGGGUCGUAAGGAAACGUUCAUCAGACGAAUCGGAGACGAAGACUCGGUUCUGCCUCACAAACUGAGGGAGGAAAUCCUGCAGGCUCUGAGGAGCAGGAGCGAGAAAUCCAGUCUGGAGGAACUGAACUGCAUCGUCCCUGAAGCUUUCCUGCCGUUUUUCAUCAAAACCGUUGGCCAUUUUUCCAAACACAUGGUGAGGAACGGUGCAGACGCCACAGCGCACUUCCAGAAGAGGAGCUUCUGUAAAGCCAUCGAGUCCAAAAGCAUUCGACAUUUUGUAAAGAAGUUUGUUCAGACACAGAUGUUUGACCUGUUUAUCCAGGAAGUGGAGCAGAGACCCACCUCCCAAACAGGUUUUUUUGAGCGGAAGAUCACCGAGUAUCACAGGAAGAUGAGAGAGAAAGCAAAGAAACACUAAAACUUUAUAAAUGUGUAAAAUAUACAGAAGCUGGAUGUCAAUAAUGUAGACUGUAGAUAGAAAAUGUUCAUUAUUUAUCUAAGUUCUAUUGUAAAUUUGGGGCAUGUGUGUAUAAUGGCUUAUUAGUAAUUGUGUGUGUUUAAAAACUAUAUCAUCUGUAGUGUGUGUGUGUGUGUGUGUGUGUGUGUGUGUGUGUGUGUGUGUGUGUGUGUGUGUUAAAAUAUUAUUUUGUAUUUUACUUUUAAAUUUUGGACAAUUUAAAUUGAUAGUGACAGGUUUUCUAAAACUGAGCCAUAAUAAAACUUUUUUUAUAAUGUGGA
Molecule: messenger RNA, 2283 nt
Organism: Tachysurus fulvidraco (yellow catfish)
Lineage: Eukaryota; Metazoa; Chordata; Actinopteri; Siluriformes; Bagridae
Gene: dennd2da
Product: DENN/MADD domain containing 2Da
Exons: 16
Coding region: 314-1963 (549 amino acids)
Cellular component (GO): cytosol; nucleoplasm
Source: RefSeq, a predicted model, not a curated record